Aricia agestis (brown argus) is the source of this 1180-nucleotide messenger RNA. RefSeq names its product serine protease snake-like. NCBI's taxonomy places the organism in Eukaryota, Metazoa, Arthropoda, Insecta, Lepidoptera, Lycaenidae. The transcript has 9 exons. Gene Ontology annotation, biological process: proteolysis. The coding region runs from base 1 to 1119 and encodes 372 amino acids. Gene Ontology annotation, molecular function: serine-type endopeptidase activity. The record is from RefSeq and is a predicted model, not a curated record.
AUGAUUGUAGUCAGUGGAGUGUUCUCAAAAGCGUCCAAUGAUUUUGGUGCAGUGAUUUCAGUUCCAACUCAACAAAGCUGGGUUUGGCCUGAUGAAUUUUAUGAAAAGGAAAAAGAAAACAUAGAGCAACCUACGGACAGUUCAACAGUGCCACCAGAAAAUGACCCUUGUGCUAAAUACAAUCCUCUACAGCCGAACUUUGGAUCCGGACGUAGAAUAAGCGAAGCUAAAUGCCAGGAGUACAUUUGGAAUGUAAAGGUGCAAGACAUAAUCGAAAGAAGAAAAGAAGAAUGUGAUGCAUUAUCAAAUCCAGAAUACGGAGGUCCUCCACUUGGUGCUAUCGGUGGACAUGAUACGAACACUGGAGAUUUUCCACAUAUGGGAGCCAUCGGUUGGCGUACCUCUUCUGGUUGGAGAUUUAUGUGUGGGAGUACACUGGUUAGUCCCAAGUUUACAGUGACCGCAGCACACUGUUCUCAAACGUCAGCAGCAGACACGAGUGUUGAUAACAUAUACCCUGAAGUAGUAAGGCUCGGAGACAAAAAUAUCAAACAUCAGGCUUUCGGCGGUGAAGGUCCAAUAGAUAUAGGAAUUUUAAAAUUUACUAAGCAUCCAGAUUACAAAGCGCCCAAAAAGUACUAUGAUAUAGCUAUCAUAGAGUUGGCAGAAGCAGUAAAGUUUACAGAUACUAUCCAACCAGCUUGUUUAUGGACAAAAGAUGAUACUAAUGAACUUGGAACUAAAGCUACACUCACUGGGUGGGGUGUGAUUGAAUUAGCAAGCAAAAAAACAUCGGAUGAACUACAAGUGGCAGAUGUGAAUAUCAUAGACUCAGGUCUGUGUGAAUCUCUACUGGGAAGCUAUUGUAAUAGACUAUGGUGUGGACUCAAAGAUCAAAUAUGUGCUGGGAAAUUAGAAGGUGGUGUAGAUGCAUGCCAAGGAGAUUCAGGUGGACCUCUACAGAUAGAGAUACCACUGGACUUUCCGUCGAAGAACAAAUUUCAUUACCUCAUCGGAGUGACGUCGUUUGGAGUAGGGUGUGCGCGGAAGGACAUACCUGGCGUGUACAUAAAAGUUGCCAGCUUUAUUGAUUGGAUCGAACAAAUUGUAUGGGAAUGAAAUAAGAUUUAAUUUUUAAUCAAAUUAAAACAAAAUAAAUUAACAGUAUAUAUUUUUUAAU